GGAUUUUGUGUGGACAAAUACGUAUACAUUUGAGGCUGGACAACAACUAACCUCAUAGUCAGAGAUGUUAUUCCCAUGGAAACUGAUGUUUCUGCUUUUCUCUGUCGGCUGCUUUGGAGGUAUUGAACAUUUAAAGACAAAAAUAAGAAGUACUGUAUCUGUGCGGGAAGGGCAAGGGGUUGUUCUUCUCUGUGGAGCACCAGUUCAUCCUGGAGAACUUUCCUAUGCUUGGAUCUUCAAUGAAUACCCAACGUUUGUGCAAGAAGAUAGUCGGAGAUUUGUUUCUCAGGAAACUGGACAUCUGUACAUAGCUAAAGUAGAGCCAUCUGAUGUAGGAAAUUAUACCUGUGUCGUAACUAGUGCUGUAACUAACACCAACACUCUUGGAUCACCAACACCUUUGGUGCUACGGACUGAUGGUGUGAUGGGGGAAUAUGAACCCAAAAUAGAAGUUCAAUUUCCUGAAAUAGUUCCUGCUGCUAAAGGAUCAACUGUGAAGCUAGAAUGCUUUGCUCUUGGAAAUCCAGUUCCUCGAAUUAACUGGAGAAGAACUGAUGGGACACAAUUUCCAAGCAAAGUAAUGUUGAGAAAAUCCAAUGGCAUGAUUGAAAUCCCCAAUUUCCAACAAGAAGAUGCUGGUCUCUAUGAGUGUAUCACUGAAAAUACUAGAGGGAAAAAUGUUGCAAAGGGACGACUCACAUAUUAUGCCAAACCUCACUGGGUUCAAUUGAUAAAAGAUGUUGAAGCUGCAGUGGAGGACAACAUAUACUGGGAGUGCAGAGCAAAUGGCAAACCUAAGCCUUCCUACAGGUGGCUGAGAAAUGGAGAACCUCUAGCAUUAGAGGGAAGAAUACAAAUUGAAAAUGGAGCUUUGACUAUAACAAACUUAAACUUGACAGAUUCUGGCAUGUAUCAGUGUAUAGCAGAGAACAAACAUGGUACAAUAUAUUCCAGUGCCAAUCUCCGAGUUGUAGCUUCUGCUCCUGACUUUUCUAAAAGCCCAGUGAAGAAAUUGAUUCAGCUUCUAAAGGGCAGCACAGCUCAUUUUGAGUGCAAGCCAAAAGCUUCCCCUAAAGCGACAACUAUUUGGAAAAAGGGAGGUGAGCUGCUCCAAGAAAAUGAAAGAAUAUCAUUCUUAAAAGAUGGAAGCUUCCAAAUAGCUAAUGUGAGUAAAUCAGAUGCUGGAAGUUAUACCUGCCUGGCAGAAAACAAGUUUGGAAAAGCUAGUAGCUCAACUACUUUAUUAGUAACAGAGUGCAUCUGGAGACUUAAUGAUUAGGAAUAUUCAGCUGAAACACAGUGGAAAAUAUGUGUGUACAGUGAAGACUGAAGUGGAUAGCGUAUCAUCUGCAGCAGAUCUUAUAGUACGAGGUUCACCUGGACCUCCAGAGCAUGUAAAAGUGGAUGAAAUAACAGCCACAGCAGCUCAGAUUUCUUGGUAUGAAGGCUUAGAUAAUCACAGUCCAAUCACUGGCUACACUGUUCAAGCCAGAACACCAUUUUCAGUGGGUUGGCAAAGAGCCAGAACAGUUCCUGAUGUCAUUGAUGGGAGAACAUUCAUGGCUACUGCAGUAGAUUUAAACCCUUGGGUUGAAUACGAAUUCCGUGUAGUUGCCAGCAACAAAAUUGGAGGUGGAGAACCUAGUUUACCCUCAGAAAAAGUAAGAACUGAAGAGGCAGUUCCAGAAGUACCACCAUCUGAAGUAAGUGGAGGUGGAGGCAGCAGGUCUGAAUUGGUCAUAACAUGGGAUCCAGUUCCUGAAGAAUUACAGAAUGGUGAAGGAUUUGGUUAUGUAGUUGCUUUCCGACCUCUUGGGAUUACAACCUGGAUACAGACAGUUGUUACAUCACCUGACACCCCAAGAUAUGUCUUUAGGAAUGAAAGCAUCUUACCAUUUUCACCCUAUGAAGUCAAGGUUGGAGUAUAUAAUAAUAAAGGAGAAGGACCGUUUAGUCCAGUGGCCACAGUGUAUUCUGCUGAAGAGGAGCCUACAACAGCUCCUUCUGGUGUUUCUGCAAAUAGUCUUUCUUCUUCCAUAAUUGAAGUUACCUGGAUUCCCAUUCCUUGGAAAAUGAGCAGUGGGAGAUUAUUAGGCUAUGAGGUAAGAUAUUGGAACAAUGGUGGGAAAGAACAGUCUUCAAACAAAGUAAGAGCCACCGGAAAGGAGACCUCAGUGAAAAUAACAGGCUUGAUGAGCAACUUGGUAUAUUAUACAGCUGUUCGAGCAUACAACAGUGCAGGAGCAGGUCCUUUCAGUGCCACUGUCAAUGCUACCACAAAAAAGCCACCACCCAGCCAGCCUCCAGGAAAUGUAGAGUGGAACAUUACAGACUCGAGGGUAGUGCUGAACUGGGAACAGGUCCAUGCAAUGGAAAAUGAGUCAGACGUAGUGGGCUAUAAGGUUUUAUAUUGGACUAGCAGUCAGAACCAGCUCAGUAUCCUGGACACAAAUAGAACAUCUGCAGAACUUUUGCUUCCUUUAAAUGACGAUUAUGUUAUAGAAGUGAAAGCAGUGACUGAUGGUGGAGAUGGCAUUAGCAGUGACCAGAUUAAAGUCCCUAAAUUAGCAAGUAUGGAUGCAAGAGGAAGUUGUGCAGAAAGCUUAAAUUGCCUCUCCAGCUUGAUGUCAAUAACUCUGUUCUUGAUUUUCAAUGCAAUAUUGUGAUAGUGUAUUUUCAGAUAGUGCAAGACCAGGUGUAUCAUUUACUUUGAAGUGCUUUUUAAGACAACAAUUACAAGACCAACAGAAAUAAUAGGUGGGAGUUAAUAUGCAUGCAUUUACUACCAGUCUGCAUUUAAACAUUUUUUAUCCUUUCUGAUAUUUCAUUCUAAAGAAAUAAAGAUCAUAUCCAUCUCAAACAAUUCCUUCUAAAGGAAUAUAAAAUGCCUUAAGACUUAAUGAACCAAAGGACUUUUUAACAUUACAUAUUUCUGAUGUGACAAAAAUAAGAAGAUGAGCAUUGGAAAAAUGCUUUGAGAGUCUUUAUGUUUUCCAAGUAACAAGAAAUUAUUUUAACGUCUGAAAUAAAAACCUUUUAAUAUUAAUUUGCAUUAAUUACAAAUUAUAUUUCACCACUGCUUGAUGAAAAACCUUGAAUAAUUUCCUUAAAGCCUCUCAGUGCUAGACUUCAUUUGAAUAGAUGAUCAUCUCUGUUUAUAUUCAUAUAGACUGUACAUAUUUACUUUUGUUGUAAACUGUUAAGUAUCAAAGAAACUGGUUUACUAAAAAGUUCAUCACGCUUCCAUUUUUAUUUUUAUUUUUUUGUUUCAUUAAUGUUUGGUAACUUCUGGUAGUUUUUUUCUGAUUUUUGUUUGUUUACUUGCUUUAUUGGUAGAGGCUGUUCAUGGAGAUAGUAUUCUCCUCUGUUCUAGACUGAUGCAAUCGCCUAGAAUAUCUUAGUUGAAAAAUGUAUUUGUACAAUUUCAAAACUUAAAAGUGGAAAAUCCCAGGAUUGGCUUUUACAUUAGAGCACUGAAUGAUAUCUUAUCUUUUUCAUGUCUUUCCACCCACAUAAAAAAUGAACUGUGCUUCUUUUCGGUUCAAAACCAUAUUAAUCUAUGAAGGUACUUCAGAAGCUCUACGGGACAAAUUCACUUGCAACUCUUCAUCCAUGCAGCUUUGAAUUCGGUCCUUAACAUUUAGGAUCUUCUUGAUAUAUCAAAGUCUGAAAGUAUCUGCACUUAUUUUAUUUAUGCUUGCACAUCCUUUUAGUAAGCUACUGUAGCUCUUCUUGUUCUCUUAGUUUUGCAUUGUGUUUUUGUCUGUAUUAGUAUUUUGCUUUGCAUUUUUUAGAAACAGAAGAAGUGCCCAGAACAGAACAUCACACUUCCAGUACAAUGCACCAGAGCCUUAUAGCCAGGAAAUAACUUCCUAAAUUAUAUGUAAUGUGUUUGAAUAUGCAACCCUCAAUUUGUUGCUGUCCAAAAUGCCAGGUUAUACUCUCUUUGGAUGUAAGUCCAAUUGCAAUGUUUCUACCCCAUUGUUUAGAAUUAUUCUGGAUGAUAGAUUCAUUCCUGCUCUCUUAUUUAUAUAAACAAAUUUAAUUUUCUUUUUGACCAAUUUUUCAUUGCAAAUAAUGUAUAAGCAUUCCUGUUUGGCAUAUCUUGUUUACAAUUUCAAUGCUUCUAAAAAUAAUUCUCACUCCAAAUACAAUUUGUAUGGAUUCACUUUUUCUGACCUUUCUACUAAAUACUUGAGUUAGACUCUUGAACAAGAUCUGUAAAAAUUCAAGCAUUGCUCUAUAUUUUAUUAGGUUUUCAGAACAAAAAAAUAAUCACAGCUUUGACAGUUUCUCCUUUUUGGUGUCUGUAUAUAAUGUACAUAGUAAAAUAACACUGUAGCUACUGCCUCCUCAACAUGGAAAAUGGGAACUAUUGAUGCUUCCAAAUGCUUGUCUUUCAAUGGGAAUAAAGUUCCUUUACAUAAUACAUAGCAAAUUUUCAUUCACUGAAUGGUAACUUUACCAUUCAUGUUACAAGAAAAUUCUACACCAUGUUCCUAUGACUACCAUUUUCAUGAUCAACUUACUGGAUUUACCUUCUGCUAUUGUCUCCAUGAGAUGUUUAGAAUAUACUAGUUUCAUAUUGAAAAAGUUUUGCCU
Messenger RNA from Thamnophis sirtalis, 4602 nucleotides. Lineage: Eukaryota; Metazoa; Chordata; Lepidosauria; Squamata; Natricidae. The record is from RefSeq and is a predicted model, not a curated record.